Phragmites australis (common reed) is the source of this 381-nucleotide messenger RNA. RefSeq lists its product as uncharacterized. NCBI's taxonomy places the organism in Eukaryota, Viridiplantae, Streptophyta, Magnoliopsida, Poales, Poaceae. The coding region runs from base 1 to 381 and encodes 126 amino acids. The transcript is spliced from 2 exons. The record is from RefSeq and is a predicted model, not a curated record.
AUGAGCGACAAUGGCACCCUGCCUACGCUUAGUGAUGGCACCUUGCCAGCGAUCGGCUCCGGCACCUCCGGCGCCCUCACAAACGCAUCGACCCUCGCCAUCUCCAUCUCUUCGUCCAUCAAUGUCGCCUCCAUCAAGACACAUGUGUUAGUCAUCCUCAGCUUCAAGGCUGCCAACUACACGAAGUGGUCGAUGUACUUCCAGGCUGACAUGUGCGUGUGCACCUGGCUCUACGGCUCCAUCAUCGAUGAUGUCGUCGACGCCACCAUUGAGCCAAAUCAGACGACCCAGGAGUUCUGGCUUCGCGUCGGCGCCCUCUUCACCGCCAAUGACAAUACCUGCGCCAUCUACCUACGCCAACAAUUCCACUCCUUGGUGUAG